UUGUUCUUGGCUUCUUUCUUCUACUCCUAUUAAUACUAAAAUAGUACCCACAUUUAUUCUCUCUAAUAAUUAUUGUUUUCACAUGUGUGAAGAUUGAUUUGAAAAUGGCUGAGAAAGCGGUCAUAGUUUCUUUCUUGUUAAUGAUGUUCAUGCUUUUUGGCUUAACAAUGGCAAAAACAUAUGUGGUUGGUGAUUCUGCUGGUUGGACAAGCAAUAAGCAAGUUGAUUACAAGAGAUGGUCAGUGUCUAAGCAUUUUGAAAUUGGCGAUGUUCUUCUGUUUGAAUUCAAUCCAAACAAGGAUAAUAUAGUACUAGUGACAAAAAAAGAUUUCGAAGCGUGCAAUGGCUACCCAUUUGGUACCCCAAGCCUUGGCAAGGAAAGGUUCCCUCUUGAUUCUGAAGGCCAAUUGUAUUUUAUUUGCAGCGUUCCAGGCCAUUGUAAGGCUGGUCAAAAGCUCGAAAUCACCGUUCAUUCUGCUGCAUCUCCGGCUAUGGCUCCGACGCCAUCUACGACAAACAAGUUGAGCCCCUCAGAUUCAGCCUCUAAUGGAUCACUUUUGCUCUCCUCAAGCUUUUGCUUCUCAUUCGUGCUACCCGCAUUUUCACUCUAUUUAGUUGCUUGAUAUAUGGAGUAUACUACUAGCUAAUAAAUGAGUUAUUAUCUCCCUACUUCACAAUUGGUAGACAUAUCAUGAAUUUAUUGUGACACUAGAAUUAUUUUAAAGAGUUUCAGUAUUACGUAUCUA
Messenger RNA from Lycium ferocissimum, 746 nucleotides. RefSeq names its product mavicyanin-like. The coding region runs from base 105 to 623 and encodes 172 amino acids. Gene Ontology annotation, cellular component: plasma membrane. The record is from RefSeq and is a predicted model, not a curated record. NCBI's taxonomy places the organism in Eukaryota, Viridiplantae, Streptophyta, Magnoliopsida, Solanales, Solanaceae. Gene Ontology annotation, molecular function: electron transfer activity. The transcript is spliced from 2 exons.